CCCGCCCGUCAUCCAAAUACCCGGGCCCGCUUUUGUCUGACAGAAACUCUGGAUUGUAUUAUCGGCACUGGGCGGGCUGACAGCUUGGAGGACGAGGUCGGAGUGGGAAACAUUAGCUGUUGUUGUUCUUGUUGCUACUGCUUCUGUUGUUGUUGUCAGCAGAAACCCUCACCACUUCAUCUUCAAACAUUCUAUCGACACAGCCAGCUGGUCACCAGUCAUGGCGCCCCCGACCGCUGCUCCAUCGCGGCCGUACCAGGGCCUCCUCGUGGCCGUCCACCUCCUCCUCGCCUUUGCUGGCGGCUACAAGCUGCGCGUCGAGACUACCCUCAAUGGUGUUCCAGACGGCUUCCAGGACGUUGUCGACUCGGCCGUCUUCCCCAAUGGCCUGCCCCUCAAGACACGCUACUUGGGCGUGCCCGCCAUUGACAACAUCUUCCCCUUCCUCGUCGUCGCCUUUGUCGCCGGCCCUGCCGGCUGGGACACAAACGUGCGGCUUCAGCAGAUGCACUUUCUCUACAACUUUGCUGGCAUCCUCGCCGUCCUCGUCGUCGAGUCCCGCCGCCGCGCCAACGCCUCCCGUCUCAUCACUUGGAUCGCCCUCUGGGCCGUCUUUUACCAGACCGUCGGCGGCAACCUGAUUGUGCCCCUCUGGUUCGCCGUCGACCUCAUGACGAGCAACGACGCCAACGGUCUCUUCACCCCUUCUGCUACUGCCGCCUCCACCAAGCGCGACGUCCCGCUGCCCUACGCGCAGUUCAUCCUCCCGGCCACCAUCCUGGGCUAUCUCCUGCCCACAGCCCUGCUCUACGUCCCCUGGGGCUGGUCCCACGAGGUGAACCAGCUCCUCGCGGCGCUCUGGCAGCCCGCCCCGAUGUUUGUGAGCCUGUUCCUCGUCCUCUUCGCGGGAGCAGCAAAGUCCCUGGCCGUGACCACGUCCGCGAGGACCACCGCGCACGCGGGUGGGUUCCCCAACGGCCGCGACGUCCCGCCCAGGGAGAACCUCCCCGAGGGCGACGCCACUCCGCCGGACGAUGUCUUCUACCUCAAGACAUACUACCUCAUGGUCGGCAUGCUGUGCUUCGUCGUGCACGCCUACGUGCUCUACCAGAUCCACACCGACGGCUAUCUCGCGACCGACACGGGCAGCCACGUCACCUGGGGCAGCGUGUUCGUCCCCUCGCAGGCCGCCUGGAAGGACUCGGUGCACGCGGGCCUGCACUACAUUUUCCAGUGGGACGCGAUCGGCAUCUUCGGCACGUCCUGGACCUGGUCGUGCGUCAAGGCGUGGGACGUCCUGCGCGUCACCCCUGGCCAGAGCGGCGGCGAGGUUGUCAAGACCGUGCUGCUCAUCACCGUGGCCAACGUCGUGAUCGGCCCCGGCGCCGCCCUCAUGGCCGUCUGGUAUUGGCGCGAGAAUAAGCUCGUCGAGCUCGCGGCGCGGGAGGCCGGGCGCGAGACAAAGAAGAUUACGUAGUAGUCGUUGGUGCGAAGUGCACACGAAGACGUGAGGAAAAAGAAGUCAUGGUGUUGUUAGUUUUAUAUAGUGCACCGUAUAUUACUUGUAUGGUCA
Microdochium trichocladiopsis is the source of this 1573-nucleotide messenger RNA. RefSeq lists its product as uncharacterized. The record is from RefSeq and is a predicted model, not a curated record. The coding region runs from base 221 to 1477 and encodes 418 amino acids. The transcript has a single exon. NCBI's taxonomy places the organism in Eukaryota, Fungi, Ascomycota, Sordariomycetes, Xylariales, Microdochiaceae.